Messenger RNA from Meloidogyne enterolobii, 180 nucleotides. The record is from the annotation of a GenBank genome assembly. NCBI's taxonomy places the organism in Eukaryota, Metazoa, Nematoda, Chromadorea, Rhabditida, Meloidogynidae.
AUGCUUGUUUACACUGAUAAAGAGAAAAAGAAAAUGCCGGAAGGAAAUUUUAAUAUGAUUAAAAUACCCGUAGAUAAAAGACAUUAUGAUAAAAAAGAGCCGAAAGGGAAAAGACUGUUCAAACAUAGAAUUAUUCUAGAAUAUGGAUAUUUUGGAAUUUAUGAAGGUAUUUUAUGCUAA